CGACGAGAACUCAGGCGAGGUGCUCGCGUCGGAACAAGCCGGGCUUGUGGUCGAGGGAGCGAGAGCGAGGCAGCGCCGUCGUCGCCGAGGCAAGAGCGGCAUCGACAAGUUGGCCCGUCGCCUCUCGCUCCCUCUUCUCCUCCUCCCACCACCACCUUUCUCCAGCUCGAAUCAUGUCUGCUGGUACUGGAUCCGUCAACGUCGGCAUCAACGGCUUCGGCCGCAUUGGCCGCAUCGUCCUCCGCAACGCCAUCGAGCACGGUGACGCCAAGGUCGUCGCCAUCAACGACCCGUUCAUCGACCUUGAGUACAUGGUCUACAUGUUCAAGUACGACUCGACCCACGGCCGCUUCAAGGGCGACGUCUCGACCAAGGACGGCAAGCUCAUCGUCGACGGCCACGCCAUCGACGUCUACAACGAGAAGGACCCGGCCUCGAUCCCCUGGGGCAAGUCGGGCGCCGACUACGUCGUCGAGUCGACCGGUGUCUUCACGACCAAGGACAAGGCCGGCCUCCACCUCAAGGGCGGCGCCAAGAAGGUCGUCAUCUCGGCCCCGUCGGCCGACGCCCCGAUGUACGUGUGCGGCGUCAACCUCGACAAGUACAACUCGGCCGACACGGUCAUCUCGAACGCGUCGUGCACGACCAACUGCCUCGCGCCGCUCGCCAAGGUCAUCAACGACAAGUUCGGCAUGAAGGAGGGCCUCAUGACGACCGUCCACGCCACGACCGCGACCCAGAAGACGGUCGACGGCCCGUCGGCCAAGGACUGGCGCGGUGGCCGUGGCGCUGCCGCCAACAUCAUCCCCUCGUCGACCGGUGCCGCCAAGGCCGUCGGCAAGGUCAUCCCGGACCUCAACGGCAAGCUCACCGGCAUGGCGUUCCGCGUCCCGACUGCCGACGUCUCGGUCGUCGACCUUACGUGCCGCCUCGAGCGCGGCGCGUCGUACGACGAGAUCAAGGCGGCGAUCCGCGAGGCGGCCAACGGCCCGCUCAAGGGCAUCCUCGAGUACACCGAGGACGCCGUCGUUUCGACCGACUUCAUCGGCUCGACCUCGUCGUCCAUCUUUGACGCGUCGGCCGGCAUUGCCCUCAACGACAACUUUGUCAAGCUCAUUUCGUGGUACGACAACGAGUACGGCUACUCGCGCCGUGUCGUUGACCUCCUUGUCUACAUUGCCAAGAAGGACGCCGAGUCGGCCAAGCUCUAAACGGCUCGCCCACACCCCUUUCCUCUCUCUCUCUCCCUCCCGCUGUCGCCGCUGCAGCGCCUCCGUACCCCCCUCGCCUUGCCGUCUGUCCUCGAAAACAAGAAGCAGUUGGUCUCGCAUUG
Molecule: messenger RNA, 1333 nt
Organism: Rhodotorula graminis WP1
Lineage: Eukaryota; Fungi; Basidiomycota; Microbotryomycetes; Sporidiobolales; Sporidiobolaceae
Product: glyceraldehyde 3-phosphate dehydrogenase
Exons: 12
Coding region: 174-1211 (345 amino acids)
Biological process (GO): glucose metabolic process
Molecular function (GO): NAD binding; NADP binding; oxidoreductase activity, acting on the aldehyde or oxo group of donors, NAD or NADP as acceptor
Source: RefSeq, a predicted model, not a curated record